CCUCUCUCUCUCUUCUCUCCCUCUGAGUUCUCCAUUAGCGUGAAGCUUUGGUGGGGCUGAAAAUGGUGGUGAUGACCAGUGAGGAGGAAAUCAGCGGAAGCAGCAAAGAAGCAGAGGAAGGAGCCAUAGUUUCAAUGCCAAAACAAUGCUCAAACAAAGGUGGCUCAGUGUUAUUACAGCGAAAGCACAAUCUCUCUGUCACGUUUCACAGAAAUUUUCAAGGGCAGGUAAUGUUGAAGCUGUUCCAAGCGCCUGAAAUAACGAGUAAUUUUGGGGCAUUUCCUCCAUCGUCACGCUCUCAAUUCAAGUUUUGCUUAGAAGAAGUUGCGGAAAGCACUUCCAGUCCCACUAUUUUCCAGAAAAAAGAAAGCACUUCCAGUCCCAGCAAAAAAGAUUCGGUGAAGAUGAUUGGGUGGAACAACUCAGAAACUACUCAGCGCUCUCAAAUCUCAAAAACACUCAGAGAAGUGAUUAAAAGAGCCGUGAUGGAGUUUAGAUUAUCGUCGUCUGCAUUGAAUGUCGACGAGAGGGAAAACUUAAACGACGUCGUAGAGGCCGUUCCAGUGUCCUUCAGACCCCCCGAAUCCGUAAACAUGGAUAUGGUUUUCUCGCAGAGAAAGAGAGUGACGACACUGCUGGUCGGGGAAAGCUUAGUCUCCUUCAAACUUCCUCGCAGCUGUAACUUUGAUCAAAAAGAUCUUGACGAGUUGGUAGAGGCAGAAAGAAGGGCAAAUGGAGAGAAUAUUAACAUUAAUAAUGCGCCUAAAUAUAGUUUGGUGGAAAGAUUAGAAGGUUGGAAAAUGGAAAGACGACAACGCGUCAAUGGAAGAUUUGACAUGUACUACCAUCACCUACGAUCUAGGAGGACGUUUCGGUCGAUCACCGAGGUUGUGAAUUUUUUUCUGUUUGAAGUUUAUCCAGACAAACCUCUAAAAUCUGCUACCAAAUCAAAGAUUGGAGAAGAUGAUCAUGUUUCUGGUGAAAAAUCAAAGAGGAGAGAAAGGAGGAAGAGGAAAUUGAUUGAUGAAGGCAAGAAAUCAAGGGAGGAAAUGCACCCCAUCUAUGAUCUUGAUGGUGAAGAUCAUGAUCAUCACAUCCCCAUCUAUGAUCUUGACGGUGAAGAUGAAAAGGCAGAUGAUCAUCAGAAGCCCACCAAUGAUGUUGAUGAUGAAGAUCAUCACAGCCCAAUCCAUGAUGAUGAUAAUGCAUAUGAUCAGAAGGAAACAGUGGAGAAAUUCUUGGCAGAAGCAUAUAAUAAUCUUAUAAAUGGGCAUCAGGAUAGGAAAUUCAGUAUCGAUAUCAAUGAGGAAAUUGGUGAAGAAGAAGAAGAAGAUGGGAAUUUCAAACCCAAUAAUCAGACUGUUGAGGAAUUACUGGCAGAAGCUUAUAAUAAUCUUCUAAAUUACUCCAAUAAUGAACCCAAGUUCCAAAAAGCAAAAGAAAAGAGAUCAUCAAGAUCCAUAGAGAAACCAAGAAGAAAAAAGGCAAAAACUUUCAUCCCAAUAUCCUUUCCUUCUUUUCCCAAUCCUCCCAUCAACUUAAACUCCAUUCCCAUAGAGAAAGAGAGAGAGAAAGAGAAGAUUACAGAUACAGUAGUGGAACAACAACCCUCCAUGAAAGUGGAAGAAAAAGCUUCUGUUAUUGCAAGUGUGAAACACAAACGUUUCAAUAUCAAAGAAGUGAAUGGAAACCUCGUCUUCUCCGACGUGGACUGCGAGCCAAAUUAUGCUUCGAUGACGACAGCGGGCGCAGGCGGAGGAGGAGGCUCUUCUGCAAUAGAAGUGGCAAAAUCUGUUGCAUUUUCUCAUAUGGAUGAAUGUGAUCUGAUCAACCAUAUCCCAGAAUCAUCUGACAUGUUUGACCUUGCUGUGUUCUUGGCCAAUAAUAGGGGCAGUGGAGGAUUCUAAACCCUAGCUAAAACCAACAAGUUAAGGUUUUUUCUUCUCCUUUUUCUUUCCUUUUUGUUUUUAUGUGUUUACAAAGACUCCAAAUAAAAACAUGUUUCUAAUUAGCUUUGGAGAAGUUUCUAUCUUUAAAUUAAAAACUUGUAAAAGUUAAGAAAAGUUUAUCUCAUGUUAUACAUUUGCUAA
This is a messenger RNA of Momordica charantia (bitter melon), 2090 nucleotides long. The record is from RefSeq and is a predicted model, not a curated record. Lineage: Eukaryota; Viridiplantae; Streptophyta; Magnoliopsida; Cucurbitales; Cucurbitaceae.